AUGAUGAAUGACUUUGGCAGACGUGUUAACAGUAUAAUUGUGAAAAAUUUACCAACAGAUUUUACUGCAAGUCAAUUGGAAGAACUUUUUUCACCAUUUGGACAAAUAAUUUCAAGUAAAGUUUUACCAUUUAAUCCAAAUUUCGAUGGAGGUUGUGGUUUUGUUAAUUAUGCUGAUACGGAGAGCAGUAAUCAAGCUGUUGAGCAUAUGAAUAGUUUUGUUGUUCAAGGAUUUACUUUACGUGUUAAUAAAUCUAUGUCAAAAUCCGGCAAUAAUAAUUUUAAUCGAUCACAAAAUGGAUUUCGUGCUAAUAGUGAAGAAAAUAGUCGUACAAUGUCGACAAUAAAUGUUAAUCCAGAUGAGAACAAUCAUAUAUCACCACCUAGUACUCAAUCUCGAUUUAGUAACUUUCGACCAGUUAUUGAACGAUCAUUGAGUGCAACUCAAUCGAAAUCAAUGUCGAUAAAUAGUGCACAUUCGAGUACUAAUGAAUUAGAUACAGUAUCAAAUUUGAAUAAACCAUUAUGGAAUGGUAAUGGUGAACAACAACAAAUACCAAAUGGUAAAAGUCCAUUUCAAAACGGUGACAUAACAUUUCAAUCUAAUUUAAUGAAAGAAAAAAGACAGAAGAUUAAAUUUUCUUUAUUAGAUAAAUCAAUAUUUAAUCAACAAAUGAAUAUUCAAGAACAUGAACUAUUUAUAACGAAUAAAAUUUAUAAUAUUUAUUUAUCAAAUCUUGAAGUACCUAAUAUAGUAUUUGCAGCAACAUUAGAUGAUUAUGUUAAUGCUACAUUACUUAUUACACAAAUGAAUAAACAUGAACAACUUACAAAAGUACAAGCAAAUUCUUAUAACGCGAAAUUAACUAUUGGACAAGUUUGUGCUGCACUUUUUAAUGGUGAUUGGUAUCGAGCUCGUAUUUUAGAAGUUGGUGAAAAUCGUGUACGAGUUCAAUAUAUUGAUUGGGGAAAUACUGGAUGGUGUGAUUCAAUUCUUGAGAUUCGUCCAUUACCAAAUGAGUAA
Rotaria sp. Silwood2 is the source of this 1023-nucleotide messenger RNA. The record is from the annotation of a GenBank genome assembly. NCBI's taxonomy places the organism in Eukaryota, Metazoa, Rotifera, Eurotatoria, Philodinida, Philodinidae.